UCCGCAGCGGACACCAGAGCCAACAUCUUCUGAACUGCAGCAUCGGAUUCAGCAAUGGCAGAAGCAGUGGAGGUGAUGCUGCGGCGCUUGAGGGAAGCGGCGGACACCAGGGGCAGCGACUGGCUGGAGCAGCAGGUGACCGCAUUGCUAGGGGGGGCGGAGGUGGGUACGUCUAGCCCUACUCCAGCAGCUACACGGCCGCGGCGGGUACGGCCGCCGGCGCGCCUGAGCCCUGAUUUACCCCCCCGGGUCCGGCGCCGUGUCAGGAGCCCCACAAGGGACCCUCCACGCCGGGAGCAUUCUAAGGCUACUGCGACCUCCCGGCGUGGGAGGAAUCCAUAUGUCCGGCGGGACCCUCCAGAGGCUGUGGGGCCUUCCCCUCAGCCCAUCGCGGCAGCAACAGGGGAGUCAGGACCUGGUUCUGCAGGAUCCCCUCCUGUCCCCAGGAGUCGGAGGCCUGCUCAGCGUGGGAGAGGUAGUGGCAGCAGAGGCAGCAGCGGGGCUGCGCGGUCGGCCAGGGCGGCCCGGCGCAGGCCCUUACAGGAUGAGCCCCUUUCAGUGGCACACGAGGCUGCGCCUGUAGGUGCCAGGGACGGGCGCAGGCCUUGCCAUGAUGCGCUUCUUACAGAGGAGGAGGACGAGGCUGUUCUGGACGGCUCCCCGCCCCAGAGCAGGCCUCUUGGGCAUGAAGACAGGCGUGCAGAUGCUUAUAUGGAGGACAGGGAGUUGCGCAGGCCAUUUCCUGAGGGCGGACAGUUUGCUACUGGUCCUGACACCGUGGAAGACAGAGUGCGUCCCAGAGCCAUUCCUAACGCACCCAGCAGUGAUCCGCCUGGGGUGCUGCCGUCGAACAGCGCAAGUACCCAUCAAAGGAACGUCGUGGAUCCAGGAGUCGUCCGUCAGGAAUCAGGACCUGCGGCUGCCGGGUUCACAGCACCCGGGCAGUUAGGUGAGACAUCACUGGGAACACUGUUAUCUAUAUUUAAUGUGGCGCCUGGGGCGGGGGGGAGCAAUAGUGCUAUUAUCGGUGGUUUGGGGCGCUUGCUGUGUGGUUUAGCCGGGGUCAUUUAG
Molecule: messenger RNA, 1071 nt
Organism: Bufo bufo (common toad)
Lineage: Eukaryota; Metazoa; Chordata; Amphibia; Anura; Bufonidae
Product: EZH inhibitory protein-like
Exons: 3
Coding region: 55-1071 (338 amino acids)
Source: RefSeq, a predicted model, not a curated record